UUCUUAGGGUUUUACCAGGGAAACGAAGAGAAGUUGGGAACAGAAGAUGCCGUGCCUCAAUCUCUCCACCAACAUACGGUUGGAGGACGUCGACACCUCAGCGGUCCUAUCCGAGGCAACGAAGACCAUCGCCGACAUCGUCGGCAAGCCCGAAUCUUAUGUAAUGGUUGUGCUUAAGGGAUCUAUACCCAUUUUGUUUGGUGGUACACAACAGCCAGCUGCUUAUGGUGAAUUAGUUUCCAUUGGAGGGCUGAAUCCCGAUGUGAAUAAGAAACUAAGUGCGGGAAUUUCUGAUAUUUUAGAGAAUAACCUGUCCAUUCCAAAGUCCCGUUUCUUUUUGAAGUUUUACGACUCGAAGGCCAAUCAAGCACAAGAACAUGCUCAGUGUUUGCAUGCCUUGCAUCAGCAAUAAACAUGUUAUCCCUCAAGUACUUUUUUAUGUGUACUUGGAUUUGACAGUGCUCACCUAAACUCUGUAUGCACAACAUUAUACGUUUAUGCUUAGAAUAUUGCAGUUCAAAUGAUUCGACUACAUUUCUAGAAUUGGUGAACCAAUUUGCGCAGUUCUUGUUCAUUGUUAAUUCUCGAGCUAUUUUGUACAUUUUGAUUAAGAGAAUGCACAGAUCCUCUUGUGUCUCCUGUGUGAAUCAUUUGAUGUCUAGCUCUCUUUCUGCAUUAUGAAAUGUGAUGUGGAUAGAUAAGUACCUGAUGGUUGUUAUUUGUCAUCAUUUGUUGGUUUGAGGAAGUUGAUUCUGGUCAUUUUGUUCUAUUAGUUUGCUAUGUGAUUGUGUAAAUUGUAAUGGAAUUUUCACUUUAAAAAGGAGUCUUGGCACAAUGGUAAAGUAUUGCUUUGUGACCAAAAGAUCACGGGUUUAAAUUCUGAAAACAGUCUCUUACAAAAAAAAAAGUAGAGUAAGACUGCAUAUAUGGAUCCUUCCCCAUGAUCCCGUAUUGUUGGAGUUUCAUACACCGGGCUAGUUUUUUUUUUUUUUAAUGGAAUUUUCUUCUUACUGUAGAUUCUUAUUAUUAUGUUUGGUAUUCUCCUCUAUCUUGAUAGCUUUCCUGUGCGAGUGCAAAGCCUUGGCAAAACCUUGGCAGCUUCGGCAUCAUGUUGGACCAGCUCACCCUCUCAUGUGCAUUCCAAUACUCAGGCUCCUCCAACUCAACCUCGGACACUUCACUGCUUCUGGCUGUUCCAAAGUUCAUGCAGGGGUAUGUGGGACGAUGCUUUGCCCACGCUCCUGCUCUGUCUUGUUGCCUUGUUAGAUGUUGAUGUUGGAGGGGGAGGCUUAAGGAACAGGCAUAUCACAGUGCAGACAUUCAACCUUCAAUGUUGGGUGCUUGAUUAGCCACACGUGAACCACUUUCUCGAUCACCAGGCUUAGAUGCAUCUACUCUCUUAGUCGUGGAUGAUACUGAUUUGAUCACUUCCAUGUUUGAUAGCACAUCCCAUGCCUGAAGAAGUUGAAACUCCUCAUCACGUGUUAAUGCUUCUAUUAUUUAUUUAUUUUGAAAUAUGUUAUGUUUUGUUGCACCAUCAUUUGCAAGCACUACAAACUCAUCUUUCUCGGUCAACUUCCUGUAGGAAAUUUGAGGGGUGGAGACGAGGCCAAAGCUCUUGUCAACUCUCCAAAAGCUCUUGUCAGGUUCUCCCUCUAGAGCAAAAUCUCUUCCUCUGCAACUCUUGAUUCUCUCUGCUUCACCUGCACAUCACAUGCAAGCACAUGAACUAUAAACCAAAUUAUAUUGCUGCUCCAGAAUCUCUCAAAUUAGCAACACUAAGUGCUCUCUCUGAAGCCAAAGUUAGCAUGAAUCUCUAUCUCUGAAUU
Zingiber officinale is the source of this 1829-nucleotide messenger RNA. Its product is annotated as macrophage migration inhibitory factor homolog. NCBI's taxonomy places the organism in Eukaryota, Viridiplantae, Streptophyta, Magnoliopsida, Zingiberales, Zingiberaceae. Gene Ontology annotation, molecular function: phenylpyruvate tautomerase activity. Bases 47 to 412 code for a protein of 121 amino acids. The record is from RefSeq and is a predicted model, not a curated record. The transcript has 4 exons.